Messenger RNA from Lasiosphaeria miniovina, 1866 nucleotides. Its product is annotated as cryptococcal mannosyltransferase 1-domain-containing protein. Lineage: Eukaryota; Fungi; Ascomycota; Sordariomycetes; Sordariales; Lasiosphaeriaceae. The coding region runs from base 201 to 1478 and encodes 425 amino acids. The record is from RefSeq and is a predicted model, not a curated record. The transcript has 3 exons.
CCGCUUCCCACCGUUCCAUUCUUGGUAAGACAAGCACUGGUGCACCUUGGCCUCGUGCGGCUCCGCACGCCAACCAAUUCUCCACGCCGCGCGUUUGCCAUUUGGAGACGACGACUCGCCCGACGCUCCUGCCAUGACGAUCACAGAAAUACGAACCCGUCGCAGCUGAUGCCGAUGCUCGAUCUCCCCGAACACCCGACAUGGAUUCGGUGUCGCGACUGCGCAGUUUCGGCGUCCGCCAGUACCUGAUGCGCUCGCCGCUGCGCAGGCUGGCGGUGCUGCUGACGCUGCGAAAAGUGCUGCUGCUCUUCUUCAUCUGGUCUAUCGUCGAGGCCCAGCUCGUCCGAAACCGAAUCGCUCAGUCUGAGCGCCUCUUCGCGUCGCGGCCCAUCCGCCUCGACAAGUCAUCGCGCGUCUUUAUUGCCAGCCUGCACUGGAACAAUGAGGCCAUCCUGCGGUCCGACUGGAACAGGGGCGUUGUCGAGCUGGUCAACGCCCUCGGCCCCGAAAAUGUCUUUGUCAGCGUCUACGAGAGCGGCAGCUGGGACGAUAGUAAGGGCGCCCUGCGCGAGCUCGACCAGGUCCUGGAAGACACGGGCGUCGCCAAGAAGAUCGUGCUCGACAAGACAACGCACGAAGAGCUAAUCGCCGGGCCCCCCGACGAGCACGGCUGGGUCGAGGCCCCCGACUUCCGCAUGAAGCUGCGGAGGAUACCGUAUUUGUCACGCCUGCGCAAUCUGUCACUGCAGCCGCUGCUGGACCUGGCCGAGAACGGGACCACCUUUGACCAUGUCGUCUUCCUGGGCGACGUCGUCUUCAAUACGUCAGACGUUAUCACGCUCCUGAACACCAACUACGCCCACUAUGCGGCGGCGUGUUCGCUGGACUUUAGCAAGCCACCCGGCUUCUACGACACGUUUGCGCUCCGCGACGACGAUGGCCACGAGUAUGCCUCGCUCACAUGGCCGUACUUUCGGUCCGCCAGCUCGAGAAAUGCAAUGGUCAAUGGCAUACCUGUCCCCGUGUCCAGUUGCUGGAACGGCAUAGUCGCCAUGCCUACGUCCGCCUUCACGGGGAUCAAGGGCCUCAAGUUCCGGGGCAUCGACGACGAGCUCGCGCAGUCGCACCUCGAGGGCUCCGAGUGCUGCCUCAUCCACGCCGACAACCCGGCGUCGCGCACGCGGGGCGUCUACAUGAACCCCCACGUGCGCGUGGCGUACAAUCGCGCGGCCUACGACCGGGUGCACCCGCGCGGGAGCAGCUGGCUCUCGCUGUUCCAGGUCUGGUCCGGUUUGUGGAGGAACCGGCUAGCGAGGUGGCUCACCACGCCCCGCCUCAAGGAGUACCGCAUCCGCAGGCGCCUGCGGCUGUGGGAGCAGGAGGGCGCCGAGAAGCUCGAGGUGCGCGAGGAGCCCGGCGACUUUUGCCUUAUUAACGAGAUGCAGGUCGUUGUCACCAACGGCUGGGCCCAUCGCUAGCGCAUACGUGUCUUGGCUUUAAACGAAUGUUGAGCGGUUUUAGACUUUAGACUUGCUUUUUACAGUUACAAUGCAAUCACUUGCUGGCUAGUUACACAAGAACAUAAGCGCGUGGGGGUAGUUGUUUCUUGAAGGUGGAGUGUAUAAGAAGCUGCAGUAAAUAGCGGCUUAUUGUCCUUCGCCUCUGUCCUAGGUUUCACAAAGUAUACUCGGCUAUCUGAGAGAGCUAACUAAGUCAAGCACAUUAUUAAUUAUUAAUUAUAUGUCACUGCAUUCGGAUGGGUCGAUAUAGGAGCCUCGGGUAUCGCUGACGCAAAUCUCGGCUUAUACCCGCAGCGAGGAAGCAAGUUUAUAGGACUAAAAAAAGCAAGCAUUGCUGAAAUGUAUA